GUCGAGUGAGGCGGGGAGGGAAGCUGGAGGCGAUGCGGGCGCUUCUUUGGCCCGUCGGGGGUGGGAGUUGGUGGGAGCUCGUGGGGAACGGGCCACAACCCCCCACAGCUCGUGUGAACCCAACGAAACUCAUGCACAUUCUCCUUCAUAGCUAUCUCAGCUCCUACCUACCAGAGGGUUAUCUCCAGUGGUGGGAUUCAGCAGGUUUGCACCACUUCGGCAGAACCGGUUGUUAAAAUGGUGCUUGUAAACAAUCAGUUGUUAAAUUAUUUGAAUUCCCACCACCGGAACCAGUUGUUAAAUUAUUUGAAUCCCACCACUGGUUAUCUCUACUUGAAGGCAGUAGCAUGGAUCAUGAUGCCCCGACCAUAAGGCCUCGUCGGAUCCAGAACCAGAACGUCAUUUACCGCCUGGAACGGCGAAGGAUCACAUCUGGCAAAACGGGAACGCACUGGCACCAGGUCCGGGUCUUCCACCAAAACAUCUUCCCCAACUUCACAGUGGUCAAUGUUGAAAAGCCGCCCUGCUUCUUACGCAAGUUCUCCCCUGACGGAAGGUACUUCAUAGCUUUCUCCUCGGACCAGACGUCCUUGGAAAUCUACGAGUAUCAAGGGUGUCAGGCUGCUGAGGACCUUCUCCAGGGCUACGAUGGGGAGAUUUUGGCCAACGGCAACGACCAGCGUUCCAUCAACAUCCGUGGGAGGCUCUUUGAGCGCUUCUUUGUCCUUCUGCACAUUACCAACGUGGCCUCCAACGGGGAGCACCUGAAUCGCGAGUGCAGCUUGUUCACAGAUGACUGUCGCUAUGUCAUUGUUGGCUCUGCGGCCUACCUGCCCGAGGAGCCCCACCCUCCCUUUUUCGAGGUUUACCGCAACAGCGAAUCUGUGACCCCUAAUCCCAGGUCCCCUUUAGAAGACUACUCUUUGCACAUCAUCGACCUCCACACGGGCAGGUUGUGUGACACCAGGACGUUCAAAUGUGACAAGGUCAUCCUGUCGCACAACCAGGGGCUCUACUUGUACAAGAACAUCCUGGCCAUCCUCUCCGUGCAGCAGCAAACCAUCCACGUUUUCCAGGUGACCCCUGAGGGCACCUUCAUCGACGUGCGGACGAUCGGCCGCUUCUGCUAUGAGGAUGACCUCCUCACACUCUCAGCGGUUUACCCAGAGGUCCAGCGGGAUUCUCAGACCGGCAUGGCGAACCCGUACAAAGAGCCGUUCAUCAACUCUUUGAAACACAGGCUGCUGGUCUACCUGUGGCGAAGGGCAGAGCAGGACGGGAGUACGAUGGCGAAACGGAGGUUCUUUCAGUAUUUUGACCAGCUGAGGCAGCUGCGAAUGUGGAAGAUGCAGCUGUUGGACGAGAACCACCUGUUCAUCAAGUAUACCAGCGAAGAUGUGGUGACGUUACGGGUGACGGACCCUUCACAGCCGUCUUUCUUUGUCGUGUACAACAUGGUGACCACCGAGGUGAUUGCCGUCUUUGAGAACACUUCGGAUGAACUGCUGGAGCUUUUCGAGAACUUCUGCGAUCUCUUCCGGAAUGCCACCCUGCACAGCGAGGCGGUCCAGUUUCCCUGCUCGGCCUCCAGCAACAACUUUGCCCGGCAGAUCCAACGCCGAUUUAAGGACACUAUCGUGAACGCCAAGUACGGAGGGCACACCGAGGCCGUGCGGCGACUCCUGGGCCAGCUCCCAAUCAGUGCUCAGUCAUACAGUGGUAGCCCGUACCUCGACCUCUCCCUCUUCAGUUAUGACGACAAAUGGGUUUCGGUCAUGGAGCGCCCCAAGACUUGCGGCGACCAUCCGAUCAGGUUCUAUGCCCGGGAUUCCGGCCUUCUGAAGUUUGAAAUCCAAGCGGGACUCCUUGGCCGCCCGAUCAAUCACACUGUCCGGCGCCUGGUGGCGUUCACCUUCCACCCAUUCGAGCCCUUCGCCAUCUCCGUGCAGCGGACUAACGCUGAAUACGUUGUCAAUUUCCACAUGAGGCACAGCUGCACAUAGCACGGUCUUCAUUGGUAAUGCCCGGGUAUGUUGGCUAGACGUGUUUUCUCACAGACACAGCAAAGCAAGACUGUGUUGCUCUAGAAAACCAAGCAUACCUUUGAGGAACUAGAAGUGACGUUGGUCUGACCUGUAGAGUUGGUGAAAUUCUCCUGCCCUAGGAGGAAGGCUGCCGGCUUGAUUCUUACAGGCCAGCAGAGUACCGGUGAGCCCUGUGUUUUCACAAUGCCUGACUUGCAUCUAUUCAGCCUGAAGUGCUCUGAUGCGGUUGGGCUAUCUUUUAAAGUUGUCCAACUCCAUUACAUUCUUUUGUGGGUAGCAGGAGGCAAGCAGAGUUCACAGGAAACCAGCUUCCCUUGAACCAAGGCGUUCUCUAACUGGGGGAAGAGUUACGCCCUAUCAGCGGCUUUUCACCAAAGAGGCAAAUUACCUUUCGGAAACCACAAGUCCUGACUUAACUGCGCCGCCAUGGAUGGUGGCAGACCGUGCAGAUGUCAAAGAGUCGUGAAUGUCUUUUGCCAACAGCAGAAGGCUGGAAGGUCUCGCCAGGCUGAACUGGUAACUGCUGGUCUUGUGGACCUUUCUGGUGGCCCAUGCGUGGGCAGGGCCCCGACUUCCCCAUAACCUCAUUUGUUGGCAAAGAGCAAAAUUCACCUUCUGUUCUCUGGCAGAUUCGUCCAGAUAGAAAGGUCGGCAAAUGCCAGACACUGAGGUCUGUCCAGAUUUCACAGCUAGAGGGAGGAGGUUUCUAGGCUGGGGCAGACACAGUUCAGGGGCAAUAUGAAGAAUGAAGAAAGAAUGAAGAGCAAUAUGUGUGAGGACCCUCUUCCCCCUCUUUUCUUGCCGCUCCCACAAAAGGGGGUAUGUUUACACACACACGCAUGCACACACCCUGGGCCUGCUGCAACCCAGGUGAAACGCCGCCCCUUUGCAAGCACGACAGAUCAUGUCAUUGUAUGUCACGGGAAUCCACCCCUCUGUCUUAUGCAAUUUUGCCUCAGGUUGCAGCACGUGUUCCACUGAGGCCGGAACCAUCUCUCUGUGCAACAAGCUGGCCCACAAGCUGUGGACAUGGCCUCUCUGUGCCUUAGUUUUCAAGAGAAACAAGACCCCCGAGAAACGAAAAGAGGCCUGUAAACAAAACAUUUUUAAAAAAUAUGUAUAUUGGGUGGGGUGGGGGGGUGAUCCCUUGAAGAUGAGAUGCCCCCAGCUGGGUCAAACAGGAAUAGUUUUCCAGGAGGUAACCAGUUGUGGGAUUCAGCAGGUUCGCACCACUUCAGCAGAACCAGUUGUUAAAAUGGUGCUUGUAAACAACCAGUUGUUAAAUUAUUUGAAUCCCACCAAUGGAGGUAACUAUCUCAGGGUGACCAUUUAGAGGGAAAGAAACCCUGGCAGAACAGUCGCUCUUUCCCCCCGCUUGCUCAGCUGAUAGGAAUAGACAGCAGGCUGUAUUGUAGUGAAGUCCCUCAUGUGAUGGGAAAAGGCAGGCUUAAUGCUUAAGAGCAUGAGAUUUUGGAAGGCACCUGCCCAGAUGGAAGUGGAGCAUCCCCUCCACCCAGACUGCCUUUUGCUCACCCAGUUUGUCAUAAGGAGUCCAAACUCAUCAGCUGAGCGCUGUAAAAGUACGGGGGGCUGGUGGGGAAUGUUUGUCGGAAACGGAUCGACGGGGCUAUCCUGCCGGUCAAAGUUUGGAAUUACGUGAAGCUGGGAUGUUCUGAACUGUUUUUAACACCCACUGAAAUGGAAUCUGCCGGACUUGUUUUCAUGCCCAUCAAUGUGCCGAGCUGGUUUUUAUGCCCAUUUUACAGACCUUUAUUAUUGCUUUUUGUAGACGGGACAGUUUUCGGGAUGUUCCAGACAUGGGGAACAAGAGGAAACCCGAAGACCGGCAGCCCAGUCUGUUUGUGAGGGAUCAGUUUGUGGGAUUAUAGCCAAGAGCGAAAUCUAUGAAUACUAGGAGACAGGAGAUCCAGCUUUGGUUUCCUCUUAUGGUUUUAGAGCAGGGGCAUCCAACUCUGGUGCUUCA
Sphaerodactylus townsendi is the source of this 4029-nucleotide messenger RNA. RefSeq names its product DET1 partner of COP1 E3 ubiquitin ligase (gene DET1). The transcript has 5 exons. Bases 348 to 2003 code for a protein of 551 amino acids. NCBI's taxonomy places the organism in Eukaryota, Metazoa, Chordata, Lepidosauria, Squamata, Sphaerodactylidae. Gene Ontology annotation, cellular component: cullin-RING ubiquitin ligase complex; nucleus. The record is from RefSeq and is a predicted model, not a curated record. Gene Ontology annotation, molecular function: ubiquitin protein ligase binding; ubiquitin-like ligase-substrate adaptor activity. Gene Ontology annotation, biological process: positive regulation of proteasomal ubiquitin-dependent protein catabolic process; protein ubiquitination.